This is a messenger RNA of Triplophysa rosa, 1611 nucleotides long. It is a transcript of the gene nmba, whose product is annotated as neuromedin Ba. NCBI's taxonomy places the organism in Eukaryota, Metazoa, Chordata, Actinopteri, Cypriniformes, Nemacheilidae. The transcript is spliced from 3 exons. Gene Ontology annotation, molecular function: neuromedin B receptor binding; neuropeptide hormone activity. Bases 507 to 941 code for a protein of 144 amino acids. The record is from RefSeq and is a predicted model, not a curated record. Gene Ontology annotation, cellular component: neuron projection. Gene Ontology annotation, biological process: positive regulation of hormone secretion; neuropeptide signaling pathway.
CAAAGACAUUUUUCUUUUGGUAAUAUGCAAUAAUUUAGCAGAUCGUUUGUCAAUGAACAUAUAUUUAAUGAUAACUAUCAAUUUUUUAAAAUCUUAUUUACAAGCCAUCACUAAAUGGGCAGACUCUUUUAUCCAAAGCGACUUGCAUUGCAUUCUAUUAUAUAUUUGUGUCUGAGUAUGUGCAAUCCCUGGGAUCGAACUCAUGAUGUAAGAAGGAACUUGUUAUUUGACAGAAAGGUUUUUAGAAGAACCAAAAAUGGUUCCUUUGUGAAACUAAUUUGAGGCCAAAUCAGCUAUUAAACUGUCUCAUUCAAAGACCAUUACUAUCUAUUCGCUGUGGUUAUAUGCGUUCAAUGACAAAAACGAUGACCUCAGAGACGUGUGUGCUAUCCCACCCCACUUUGGGCGUAUAAAUACAGACCGAAUGCUGUGAAACAGUGAAAGAAGAGCUGUCACAAGCUGCUGAAUCUCAACGGAGAAACCCACUUUAACCUACUGAACACGAGAUGGCUGUAAGAACCGGAGGUGGACCAUGCAAAUAUAGAUUAUUAUUUGUCUUCAUAAUGCUUUCAAAUGUAUCCUUGAGUACAUCAGUCAGUCUCGAUUUAACGGAGUUGCGAAAUAAAGUUUCGAAAAUUAAAGUCCAUCCACGAGGGAAUCUCUGGGCGACAGGUCAUUUCAUGGGCAAGAAGAGUAUUUCAAACAGCCAGUUACAAGACACUUCAUUAUCCUCAGAGUCUAAGAGGACUAUUGAGCAGUCAGUGAGUUCAGAUGGAGAAACAGAGGAGUUGAGGGAGCUGAUCACUCAGGAGGUGCUGAAAGUCGCUCUUCAGGCUGAACUUCAGGAUCGAAAAGGGACGCAAGAUGCUUACAAUCAGGAUUCGGACUUCCUGAUAAAGCUUUUGAAAAACUACACUGCGAAGAGGAACCUUAUAAACUAGCGAAUACACUGUACAAAAUCUAAUCUGUACAAAGUACGAAAACCUCAUUUGAGGAUAUUUAACCAUAACCUGCUUUUCUUAUUUAUGCCUAAUAUGUAUUUUGUAAAUAAAUGAAUGUGUAAAGAUGAAACAUAUUUUAAGAAAAUAAAUACGAACGAUUAGUCUCAUCAUCAUCAAGUGUAUUAAUGUCGGCAAAAAACUUACACAUUUACAGUAAUGUUGUACCUGAGGCCUUUGUUGCAGCUAUGCAGACAAGAAAAACAACAUAAGCAUCACAACUAAAUUACUAAUGGCCUAAAGUUCCUAUAUUGAGAGUAGUUUGCCUUCAGGUCUUCACAUGUAGAAACGUAAUUGUCUUUAAAAAGUAGCCUACAUUUGCUUUUUACAAAACAACAGGCUUAUGAGUUUCAAUACAAACAGUUUUUACUUAAUAUUGCGAUCAAGUACCGAAUUGCGUAAUUUCGGUGUUUUAGAGACUCGAGGUUAAUAUAUUACGAAGUAAUGAGAAGAGGCUUGACGAGAAAUGACUGAAGUAUAAACAAACGAAUAAAUAUAUGUAGGCUACAGAUAGAUGAAUAAACAAAUGUUGAAAUACAAAACUAGCACAAAUAAAAACGUAUGUAUGAAUAUAGGCAUAGAUUUAAGCCAAUGCAGAGCCUAUGCCAAGAGC